This is a messenger RNA of Strongylus vulgaris, 279 nucleotides long. NCBI's taxonomy places the organism in Eukaryota, Metazoa, Nematoda, Chromadorea, Rhabditida, Strongylidae. The record is from the annotation of a GenBank genome assembly.
AUGGAGUGCGAGUCAGGGCAUCGACUGGCGGCUUACCGCUUCGUUGCCUACUCGGCCGUCGCAUUCUCAGUGGUUGCCGUGCUCUCCAUAUGCAUCACUUUGCCCAUGGUCUACAACUACAUACAUCAUGUGAAGAGGUCGAUGAAUACCGAGAUCAACUUCUGCAAGCACAUGCACAAUUGUUUCUGUGAUGUGAGAGAUGCAAUGCCCAUACCCAAAUUCGGUUGUCUCAUCGGCCUUCCAUCAGCGCUUUCGACGCUAGAGCAAGGUGUUAAUUAA